UGGAACCCUGCGGGCUUCUGGCAGCGAGGCCACCAGGAGCAGCAGUCCUGAGGCUGGGCUUCCGCGGCGCCAUGUGGGCGUUGGCAUCUGUGCAUCGCUGCCUGUAAGCCCCAGUCCUGGUCACCUCCACCCCCACCCUGGCCACAGGUCCCCUAGGAGGCCCCAAGAUGCUCAGAGGCCGCCCGUCUGGGGCUCCCGGGGGGCCUAGCAGCCGGUGGCUGGAGGACAGGGCGGCCGUGGGGCAGGCGUGGUCGGCCCGGGUGGCUCUCACGGCCUGCCUGACGCUGUCCCUGCUGCUGUCCCCGUCGCGGGCCGUGGUGCGGGCCGUGCUGGACGGCAACUCCAGCUCGGUGGACUUUGCGGACAUGCCGGCGCUGUUCGGGGUCCCCCUGGCCCCCCAGGGCGUGCGGGGCUACCUGACGGAGGCCAGGCCCGCCAACGCGUGCCAGCCCAUCGAGGGCCCGCAGCCGGGGGACAACGGCUCGCUGGGCGGCAUCGUGCUCAUCCGGCGCUACGACUGCACCUUCGACCUCAAGGUGCUGCACGCCCAGCGCGCCGGCUUCGAGGCCGCCAUCGUGCACAACGUGGGCUCGGACGAGCUGGUGCGCAUGGCGCCCGUCUCCGAGGGCCUGCGGCGGCAGAUCGCCAUCCCCGCCGUGUUCGUGGGCGAGGCCGCCUCCCAGGACCUGCGCGUCAUCCUGCGCUGCGACAAGUCGGCCCAGGUGGUGCUGCUGCCCGACGCCCCGGCCUGCCCCGACCCGCACCAGCAGCCUGCGCUGGCCGUCGCCUGGACGCUGGGCCACAGCCUGGCCCCCGUGGCCGUGGCCUUCCUGGUCCUGCGGCGCCUGGGGCUCUGGGCGCGCGGCUGGUGGUGCCGGGCGCCGUCGGUGAAGACGCAGACCCGCCAGAAGGCGCAGGUGAGAGUCUACACGCGCCACAGCGACCUGUGCGCCAUCUGCCUGGACCAGUACGAGGAGGGCGACGAGCUCAAGAUCCUGCCCUGCUCCCACGCCUACCACUGCAGCUGCAUCGACCCCUGGCUGGCCCAGGCCCCCCACCGCGCCUGUCCCCUCUGCAAGCGGCCGGUGGCCAGCUCCGAGGACGGCUCCGACUCGGCCGCAGAGAGCCUGGGCGAGGAGGGCCCCCGGCCCCCCAUCUGGGCCAUCCAGGCGCAGCUGCGACCCCAGGCACCCCGGCUGCUGGCCAGGGCCGCCCUGAGACUCCGCUGCAGCACCACGUCCCUGGGGGCGCCUGAGGGUUCAGCGUCUCCCCUGGGACCGCGGGAGCCUCCUGAUUUCCACAGCCCCUGGCCAGAGAGGACCCGGGGCGCAGAGGGGGGCAAUGAGGAAAGCUUCUAGAAUAAAGCAGGUUUCAACGUG
Messenger RNA from Chinchilla lanigera (long-tailed chinchilla), 1379 nucleotides. RefSeq names its product zinc and ring finger 4 (gene Znrf4). The record is from RefSeq and is a predicted model, not a curated record. Lineage: Eukaryota; Metazoa; Chordata; Mammalia; Rodentia; Chinchillidae. Bases 168 to 1358 code for a protein of 396 amino acids. Gene Ontology annotation, biological process: ubiquitin-dependent protein catabolic process. Gene Ontology annotation, molecular function: ubiquitin protein ligase activity. Gene Ontology annotation, cellular component: cytoplasm. The transcript has a single exon.